Trifolium pratense (red clover) is the source of this 873-nucleotide messenger RNA. RefSeq lists its product as uncharacterized. The record is from RefSeq and is a predicted model, not a curated record. NCBI's taxonomy places the organism in Eukaryota, Viridiplantae, Streptophyta, Magnoliopsida, Fabales, Fabaceae. The transcript has 7 exons. Bases 87 to 779 code for a protein of 230 amino acids.
CAAAUAAUGGGAGGAGAAGAGAGAGGAGUGGUUUGUGAAGUAGAACCAAAGCCAAAAGAAAGGGAUAAUUUGUUCUUAGCGUGGAUAUGGCAUCAGUUGUGACCCCCGCGCAUGUUAGCAGCAGCCCCUUGCAGUGUUCCAGUCGGAAGACGAAGCGUGUGAGUUGUGAACUGUCGCCACCACCGUCAUCAUGGAAGGAAGGCCGCCGGAUGGUGUCCAUCUCUCUAGUUCUCUCCCACUUCCUUCUUAUUCCUAACCAUGCUAAUGCUGAAGGAAAUUUCAUGGAUAAAUAUGUUAAGAGAAAAAAGCUAGAGCCUCUGGAGACUUACGUACCAGCUGUAAUUCUCACACAGUUCCAGUUCAAAGAUUUGGAAAAAACUUUAGAGGGUGCUGAACCCCAAUUUGCCCUCUGUCGGUCUCUUCUUCGUUCUGGGCCUGCAGCAUCUCUUCGUGUAAAUAUUCGAGCAGUUGCGCAAUAUGCUUCCGACAGUGGCAAUGGUAAAACUGCUUCCAACAAUGUUGAUGAAUGUCUGAGGUCACUGGAGGAACUUGAUUCCCUGCUACUGCGUGCAUCAAGAAAUGAUCCUGACGCCUCAGUCAAAUCAAUGAAGGCAAAAGUCAGAUCCGCCUUUAUCGCUCUGGACAGCCUCCUACAAACAGUACCAUCGGAUGUGCUAAGUAAGGGAAAGGUUAUAGCAGAUUCAUACCUGGACCGGGAGGACGUGGUGGAAACAGAGAGCUCAGACCCUGAUUUAAAGCAAUUACAGUCAAUACUAUGAAUAGCUAACAUGCAUACAGUUAACAUCAUGUGUAUCAAAAUCAAAUAAAAAAAACUUUUAUCGAUCUUUUUUUAAACUUCAACGAGUUUCUUUA